Molecule: messenger RNA, 4172 nt
Organism: Drosophila montana
Lineage: Eukaryota; Metazoa; Arthropoda; Insecta; Diptera; Drosophilidae
Gene: Ppa
Product: Partner of paired
Exons: 1
Coding region: 355-1962 (535 amino acids)
Cellular component (GO): cytoplasm
Molecular function (GO): protein binding
Source: RefSeq, a predicted model, not a curated record
CGAACCGUUCGGACGUCGCUGCGGAACUCAAUUGUCGUGGUCCGGUUUUUGUCUUCACUUGAAGCUCGUUUAACGCUCGUUCGCCAGUGAAUAAUAGAGAUAAAAGCCGUUCAUCUGGACUAAACAACUGGCUCCAAGCAAGUGCAUCCGAAUACGUAUUUGUGCAGUGCUCAUCUAGUCCUCCAGUGCAUCCAUAUAAAGAACAAGUCGCAGCAAGCGUAAAAUGCGACGUACAUCAAGUAUCUAAAGCGUAAAGUAUCUCAAGAGUGAAUACAAGUAAAAGCAACAAUAAAAACAAAAACAACGACGAGUCGAGGAACUCGUUGCAAGCUUGAGUAGAAGCUGCCACAUAGAAUGGCCACCAACACAGAGCUGCUGCCCUUCCAUCAUCAGACCACAAUCUCGCUGCAGACAGCCGCCGCCCUGACCAACUAUCAUGGCGGUGGCGUCGGAGGUGGUGGCGGCGGCGGCGGUGGGGCUGCAGCUGGCGGCAUGGCAGCCGGCUCGGCGGCCGGUUGGAAUAUGGACGAACUGUAUCAACAGACUGAGCUGCCCGGCUUGACACGCAACGCCCACCACCUGCUGCGCUUCACGCCCUACGCGCUGCACCAUCGGCCACAGCUGCAAACUCUGCCACCUGCGCUCUAUUUGCAACAUGCGGCAGCCGCGGCGGCGGCGGCAGCAGCGGCCGCUGCAGCGGCACAUGCCCAGCAUCAUCAUCAUCACCAUCACCAUCAUCAGCACAGAGCCGCCUCGCCGGAGAGCCCGCCGCCCGUGGAGGGGACACACAUCAGCAAUCUGUUCCCGGAGCUGCUCGAGCAGAUCUUUGAGCAUCUGCCGGUGCGGGACUUGGGGCGUGCGGCACAGGUGUGCACCGCCUGGCGGGAUGCAGCCUAUGCGAAGAGCGUGUGGAAGGGUGUCGAGGCCAAGCUGCAUCUGAAGCGCUCCAGUCCGAGUCUAUUCAAUUGCCUGGUGCGACGCGGCAUCAAGAAGGUGCAGAUCCUCUCCCUGCGACGAUCUCUGAAGGAUCUAGUGCUGGGCGUGCCGGCGCUGACAUCGUUGAAUCUCAGCGGUUGCUUCAAUGUGGCCGACAUGAAUCUGGGACACGCGUUCAGCGUGGAUUUGCCCAAUCUGAAGACGCUCGACCUGUCGCUCUGCAAACAGAUCACGGACACCAGUCUGGGCAGGAUUGCGCAGCAUCUGAAGAAUCUGGAAACGCUCGAGCUGGGCGGCUGCUGCAACAUAACCAACACGGGCCUGCUCCUGAUCGCGUGGGGCCUCAAGAAGCUGCGCCACUUGAAUCUGCGCUCCUGCUGGCACAUCAGCGACCAGGGCAUCGGCCAUCUGGCCGGCUUCAGCCGCGAGACAGCCGAGGGCAAUCUGCAGCUGGAGUAUCUGGGCCUGCAGGAUUGCCAGCGGCUGAGCGACGAGGCGCUGGGUCACAUAGCACAGGGUCUAACCUCACUAAAGUCCAUCAAUCUGAGCUUCUGCGUGUCGGUGACGGACAGCGGACUGAAGCAUCUGGCGCGCAUGCCCAAGCUGGAACAGCUGAAUCUGCGCUCCUGCGACAACAUCUCCGACAUUGGCAUGGCCUACCUGACGGAGGGCGGCAGCGGCAUCAAUUCCCUCGACGUGAGCUUCUGCGACAAGAUCAGCGACCAGGCGCUCACCCACAUCGCCCAGGGCCUGUACAGGCUGCGCUCGCUCAGCCUCAACCAGUGCCAGAUAACGGAUCAGGGCAUGCUGAAGAUUGCCAAGUCGCUGCACGAGCUCGAGAAUCUCAACAUUGGCCAGUGCAGCCGCAUCACGGACAAGGGUCUGCAGACGCUCGCCGAGGAUCUGUCCAAUCUGAAGACCAUCGAUCUCUAUGGCUGCACACAGCUCAGCUCCAAGGGCAUCGACAUCAUCAUGAAGCUGCCCAAGCUGCAGAAGCUCAAUCUGGGCCUCUGGCUGGUCAGAUGAUGCGUUCACCAUGACUGCAAUGCCUGUGCCGCCGCCGAGGCAGAGAAGUCGGCGCAGGCUAACGCUUAGGAUGCCGCACUCUCUGACUGUGUGCGUGUGUGUGCCUGUGUGCGUGUGACUUUUGUGACUUUAGCUGCGUCUUCUACUUCUUUUUGACUUUGUCUUCCUACUCGUCUCCUUCUACCUGCGUGCCGUGUUGCAUGUCUGACGUGAAGGCAAGGCACGUAAUUACACACACCAGCACACACACUAACACACACACACACUCGCAUACUCUCGGAGUUGGGCAGACAACUAAGUAAAAAAAAAAACAAGAUACACUGAAAACUCAUAGCUUUCGUUUGCCAUACCACACGCUGUACUAAAUUUUUUCGUACGAAUCGAGUAGAAAACGAAACAGCAAAAGCAACAGCAGAGACAGAGCACAGGCGAGCGAGCCAACGAAGGAGGGGGGAGAGCGAGAGAGAGAGGCAGAAAACAACAAACGCCAACAACAAAAAGCAAACAAUGAACACAACACACAUAUACAUGUACAUACGCAGACACAAGCACGGCACACAACAGCAACAGCGACUGCGACUGCUACGACUACGGCUACGGUGUCAUGGAGCUGAAGCUCGCUCUGGUCUGGUGUGUUGUUGCUGCCGCCGCAGGUUCCUAAGGGGCUGGCAGCGGCGCACUUGUGGGCCUGUGCGUUACGUUGACGGGGUAUAGGUUAGCAGGGGGGCGACGCGUCAGCUUACACGCACGCAGCGCAGCGGCAGCGAUAAAAAGAAACGAGAGAAAAAAAAACACGGCUGCAGCUAUGGCCGACGGCAGCAACAAAGUGCAUGGCGAUGGAGACGCGCGAUAAGCAUAGCGCAAGAGUAAAAGAGAGAGGGAGAAGAGCGCGGGCAACGCAGCGCACACACACGUAUGCAUAUGCAUAAAUGUGCGCUUUGGUGUGUGUGUGUGUAUAAUGCAGGCCGCAGUUAAACAGAUGCAAAUAAAUUUAAAUAGUUUAUUUUAAUUCACGCUUCGGCAACAACAGAAACAACAGCGAAAAGUAGAAGCAGAAACAACAAAAGCCAGCGUCCUCCAACACUACAACAACAACAGGCGCGGCAAUGGCGGCAGCUGCGACGCCAGCAGCGACGUGAGCAGCGCUUUAAGCUUGCCCGCAACAGCAGCAACAACAGCAACAACAACAACGACGACGACAACGACUACAAAAAAAGUUUGCUCUUUGUUGGCGCUCUCUGUCUCUGCCUUUUGUUAGAAAUGUUUUUUUUUAUUUCUAUUUUUUUUGUUUUGUGUAUUUGGCCCAACGAGAUUCUUUGUGUUGAACUUUAUUUUUUGUUUUGUUUGCUUUUGUUUCGAAUUUGUUUAGUGCAGCGUCGUUAGUUAUGCCGUUUAAUUUAGUUGGCGAUUAAAUUUAAAACAUGUUAAUAGUAGACACUUAACGAAAAUUUAAUAAAUUUACAUUUAGUUUUAGUUAUUAACUUGGUCAAGCAACAAUUAGUCAAAUAACUCAACAACUUUGUUUACUAGCAAAAAAAAAAAGAAAAGAAAAACACCAACACAAAAGAAACGUUAAAGAAAAUUCUGUAAAUUUUUUAUUGUUUAAUUUAUAAGUAAGCAAAAAGUUAAAAAACAAAACAUACAAAAAAAAACCUAUAACGAUUGAAAAGAAUAUGUGAAUUAAUUCUUUUUUCUAUUGUGAUAUAAAAUAUAUGUAUAAACGAAAACAAAAAAUUAAAUGCUAAAAUACAAGAAUUACGUAAUUUUAUUUUUAACUAAGCAAAGACAAACUAAAAGAAUUACAACAAAAAUGAAAAAACAACUAUGAUAAACUAUGUUAUAUAGUAGCUAUAUGUUAAGUCUAGUUCCAGCGCUGUUUCGAUUUUAGCUCAAAUCCCCGAUCUGUCAGUUUUGUUGAACCUAUUUUUUGAUUUCAGUCCAAAUGCAAUAUUUAUAAAGGCCUUAUUUGAAGACAGAAAUAUCUUAUUAUUAUUAUUAUUAUUAUUAUUAUAUAACUAUGUUGAACUCUCUGACGUUUCUUUGAGUAUCCAAGUUUAGCAUUAAGUUUAAUAUCAUUUAAUUAUUGAUAUUUUUGUUGUAGUUUCAGGCGAAUACACACACAAACACAUACACACACACACACACACACAUAGAAAAACAUGAAGAAACUGAAAUAAAAUUCAAUAUGUAAAAAUUAAAAUAAACAAAAA